AUGAAAGCUUUAGAAAAUCGUACAAUUGAUUCGAAAAGAGAAAUGGAUAUUUUAGAUGCUUUGGAUGAAAUUAGAACAAGAAAUGCUAGAAAUGAACGUGUUGAUGCUGAUGCUUUAUUAGAUAAAUUAUUGGAAUCUGAUCAAAUUAUUGAGAAAAGUGAAAAAGAAAAGGAAGAUGAAGAAGAUGAUAUGUUGGCAAAAGCCAUAUUUAAUACGGUUGAUGGUGAUAAAGUUAAAAGAGUUAUUGAUGAUGAACCUGAACUUUCACAAUUACUUUCAGAAUCUGCAAAGUCAUUUGUUAUACCGAAAUUUAAUAGUACAGGCUCAACUAGCAACAGUAAAGGUAUAGAGAGUAAUAAACGAAAGAAUCUGGGUUCCGAACUUGGAAUUGUGAUUAAAAAGAAAAAAACAGAAAAUAAUAAUUCUCUGGGCUCUUUGUUGGGAGAUUAUGGUUCUUCUGAAGAUUCUGAAUAA
Molecule: messenger RNA, 474 nt
Organism: Dentiscutata erythropus
Lineage: Eukaryota; Fungi; Glomeromycota; Glomeromycetes; Diversisporales; Gigasporaceae
Source: the annotation of a GenBank genome assembly